Molecule: messenger RNA, 3444 nt
Organism: Polyodon spathula (Mississippi paddlefish)
Lineage: Eukaryota; Metazoa; Chordata; Actinopteri; Acipenseriformes; Polyodontidae
Product: transmembrane anterior posterior transformation protein 1 homolog
Exons: 14
Coding region: 32-1729 (565 amino acids)
Biological process (GO): maintenance of protein localization in endoplasmic reticulum; positive regulation of cilium assembly
Cellular component (GO): endoplasmic reticulum membrane; ciliary basal body
Source: RefSeq, a predicted model, not a curated record
UGAGCUGUGUUUGUUGGUGCUGUGAGCGAAGAUGGCGGAUACGGUGGGAGGAGGGAUGGAAGAGAGAAAAGAGACGGAGACUGAGGACAAGGAGAAAGAAAAACAAAAACCAACACAGACUAUUAAGACAGUGUUGGGGAAACUGAGCAGCACCCCUGCGAUCACUGAAACUCUGGGCUUUUAUGAGAGGAACGUAAACCAGGAGAGGAAAAGAAGCCUGUCAGAUCUUUCGUUACUGAGGUUCAUAAGUGCUGAGCUGACAAGGGGAUACUUUCUGGAACACAAUGAAGCCAAGUACACAGAACGGAGAGAAAGAGUUUACACGUGUAUGCGGAUACCUAGAGAACUAGAGAAGUUAAUGCUUUUUGGAUUCUUUUUGUGCCUCGAUGCCUUUUUAUAUGUCUUCACUCUCCUUCCACUGCGAGCCAUCCUGGCCCUGGUCAGGCUCAUCACCUUUCCAUGCUGUGGACUCAACGGCACUUGUCUGUUACAGCCUGCCCAGGUAUGUGAUGUCCUAAAGGGCUUUAUAAUAGUCAUCUGCUACUUCAUGAUGCACUAUGUAGACUACUCCAUGAUGUACCAUCUAAUCAGAGGGCAGUCUGUCAUCAAGCUUUACAUCAUCUACAACAUGCUGGAGGUAGCAGACCGUCUGUUCUCAUCCUUUGGGCAGGAUAUUUUGGAUGCAUUGUAUUGGACAGCAACCGAACCUAAAGAAAAAAAGAGAGCACACAUUGGACUGAUUCCUCAUUUCUUUAUGGCUGUGCUUUAUGUGUUCCUUCAUGCCAUUCUUAUAAUGGUCCAAGCAUCAACUCUCAAUGUAGCCUUUAACUCCCAUAACAAGUCAUUGCUUACCAUCAUGAUGUCAAAUAAUUUUGUGGAAAUAAAAGGGAGUGUUUUCAAGAAAUUUGAGAAGAACAAUCUGUUUCAGAUGUCAAAUAGUGAUAUCAAAGAGAGAUUUACAAAUUACGUACUACUGCUGAUAGUGUGUCUGAGGAAUAUGGAACAGUUGUCAUGGAACCCAGAUCAUCUUUGGGUUUUGUUUCCUGAUGUCUGUAUGGUAAUUGCCUCUGAGAUUGCUGUGGAUGUAGUCAAACAUGCUUUCAUUACAAAGUUUAAUGACAUUACAGCUGAUGUAUACAGUGAAUACAGAGCCAGUCUUGCUUUUGAUCUUGUAAGCAGUCGACAGAAAAAUGCAUACACGGAUUACAGUGAUUCAGUGUCCAGGAGAAUGGGUUUCAUUCCUCUUCCUCUAGCUGUGAUACUAACCAGAGUCAUCACAAGUUCUGUGAAAGUACAAGGUUCCUUGGCUCUCAUCUGUGCACUUCUCUUCUAUCUGGGGUUAAUAACACUCAAAGUUCUGAACAGCAUAGUGUUACUUGGAAAGUCCUGUUUGUAUAUUAAAGAGGCCAAGAUGGAGGAAAAGCUGUUUCAGACUCCACCAGCCACCACACCUGGGAAACCACCCAACAAGUCAAAGAACAAAUUCCAAGCUACCCCUGGCAUUUCAACAGAUGACCGUCUGUCCGCAUCUAUCACCAGUCAGCCUGUUCACCAGUCAGAGCGCACAUCCCCUCUGCUCCCAAACAGCAACUCUGACCAGUUUCUCACAACCCCAGAUGCAGAAGAGAAGGACAUAACGCAAGAUGGGUUGGAGCUCAAACACAGAGCUUCAAAAAAGGAUCUUCUAGAGAUAGACAGAUUCACAAUAUGUGGAAACCGGAUUGACUGAUGCUUUCUGCUUCCCAUCAAAACUGCUCAGGAGUUUUUAGCAUGGCAAACAAUAUACUGCCAACAACGUCAAUUGCCAAAGACGGCAUUAGAGUAUUUCUUGAAAUACCAAUAGUUUAUUGUUGACUGAAAUAUAAACAUUGUGGGUUUGUAAAUGAUUUGAAUCAAAAAACAAAAACACCAGCUUGGUCUGGCUCGUCCAUACGACUGAAUGAACUUCCGAAGGGAGUGACGCUUUAAUCCAGUCAGCAAGAUAAAGGUAAUGUUUUGAAGAGGUGUAUCCAGUAAAAGCAUGCACCGUUUUUCAAAAGGCCUUGUCUGGGAUACUGAGAAAAAAAAAAAAAAAAAAAAAAAAAAAACGUAUUUGUUUAAAAAGUGAUGCUGACUUCCCAACAGCAUAAAUGCAUUUAAACCCUCUUUACAUGACUAUAGAACACUUACCUGGUAAUUAUUUUACAAAGAUCUGCAAUUAGAGCCUUUGUGGCAUUGCUGACAUUGAUUGUAACCUGUUUUUCUCUGUAGCUUUUGACUGAGAAUAGUACAAAAUAUAACAUGGUAUUACACUGUAAGGAAUAGUUGGUUUAUUUAUUUAUUUAUUUAUUUAUUUAAUAUAUACACAAAUGAAAGAGAAUUUCCUGGUUACCUGAAUUUUUUUACAUUGAGUUCAACACAUUUUUCUAAUGAAUGCCUAGAUAAAGUAGAAGGAACAUUUAUUGUUGCUGUUUGCUAUUGUACUCAGUUAUAAGCCUUGUUGAGAGAAUAUGAAUAUUCAAGAAACCCUGUAUAGGCAGAUAAAUAUAAUUGUUGCUUAUUUCUGCUUCAUGAAAAGAUAGUGUUUGCAUACAUACAUACUUUUCAUUUUUUGCAUUGAAUUACCACACUGUCUUAAGUUUUACUUUAUACAACAGGAGUAUAUUUCCCUCAAGUGCUUUGUAACACUGGGUUUCUAAGCUGGGUUUGAUCUAUUCCAUCUUGUGACAAUGUUUAAAUCAUACACUGAAAAUUUCUGAAGAGAAAGGUGCCUGUUUUUAAGUGAACAAGGAACCCUUACAAGUUUGUGUAAUUACAUUGCAUUAGAAUGUACUGCCCCAGCUCAGCAGAGGAUGAUCAGGUUGUGCACAAUUUUUUGCUAGAACUGUUUUACCAGUGAUAAAAAAUACAGGGUCAUGCAGCUUCAUUGUUCACACCAAGUAAAGGUAAACCAAGGUUUUCUUUUAUAAAUCAUGAAGUGAUUUAAGAUUUCAAGUAAUACAGGAAAGAAAACCAUCAUUUUAAGGUUUACAACAUCUCAAUUUAGCUUUAAAGAAUGGCAUUUUAGUUAAUGCAAAAGGCAUUUCUUACAUAUCAUGUUCUUUCUGCCAGAUCAAUAGGCAGAUACACAAACACAGAUAUUAAAAUGUAUUUACUUUUUUAAAUUAAUUUCUAAGCUUCUAUUUUUCUUCUAGCUUAACUUGCCAAAAUGUUUGCAUUUACUAUACAUCAAUCAUAAAAUGAUGAAAAGAACUGUUGUAUUUUUAGCAAGUUUUAGGUAGCAUUUUGUGCUUGAAAUUAUGUAGUAAAUACCAACAUUUUUGUACAGUUUAAAGAGAAAGUUUGUGUUGUAAACAAAACCAGUUUUCUUUAGGAUAAAUAAAUAAAUAAAUAAAUAAAGAUUCUUCACCUUUGUAACAAAUGCAUUCAUUAGGGGGUGAUGAUGAAAUAAAAGUGGUUUUAUAA